This is a messenger RNA of Pogona vitticeps (central bearded dragon), 10310 nucleotides long. The record is from RefSeq and is a predicted model, not a curated record. Lineage: Eukaryota; Metazoa; Chordata; Lepidosauria; Squamata; Agamidae.
GCCACCACCACCACCAUCAUCAUCAUCAUCAUCUUCGCCCCCGCCGCCACAGCCCCGCCGGACUGAGCGGGAGAGGGACCGAGACAGAGAGAGCGGGCGAGCUCGGGCGCGCGUUUUGGCGGAGGCUCCCGAUCCUGGCCAGCCGGGGUGGGCUCCGUACCAUGCCUUUUCCCUCCGAGCCUCCUCUUGCCUCCGCGCCCGCGAUGCCCACAGCGAGGGAUCGACCCCAACCGCCUCCUGCUUGCCUGCCUGUCCUUCACUGCCUGGCGCUCAGUUGAUCUUCAGCGCCGUCUUGAAGCUGGAAGCCCGACGAGGACGGGUCCGGAGGUACCUUCUUUUGCUCGGCAUUUUUCAGACCACCCUUUUCUUUAAACAACUUCUCCGAUCCGGACCUCAUCCGCCCUCCGACACCCCUUGAAUAUUUCUCUUCCAUGCAAAGGGGUUCUCAUAUUGUGCCAACAUGGCAGAACAUGGCACCCACACCUCUUCUGCCUGGACCUCUGGGAACCCUCCUACUUACAACCCUAUUCUGUGCCCUGUGGAACAUGUGGAUUUGGGAAUUAGUGAGCAAUCAACCCCACUGGAGCAGCCACCACCCUCCCCAGACCUGGGUGAUGAUGAUGAUGAUGCUGAGAUGGAGCCCGCACCUGACCCAGAUGUACCCUACCCUGAUUUGGCCCCUGUGGUUUUCUUCUGCUUGAAACAGACUACGAGCCCUCGGAGCUGGUGUAUCAAGAUGGUGUGCAAUCCUUGGUUUGAGUUUGUCAGCAUGAUGGUGAUCCUACUGAACUGUGUAACGCUUGGGAUGUACCAACCCUGUGAUGACAUGGACUGCCUCUCCAACAGAUGUCAGAUUCUGCAGGUUUUUGAUGAUUUCAUCUUCAUCUUCUUUGCUAUGGAGAUGGUGCUGAAGAUGGUGGCCUUGGGGAUUUUUGGCAAGAAAUGUUAUCUUGGAGACACCUGGAACCGCCUGGAUUUCUUCAUUGUAAUGGCUGGGAUGGUGGAAUAUUCUUUGGAUCUCCAAAAUAUCAACUUGUCUGCAAUCCGUACUGUACGAGUUCUGAGACCUCUCAAAGCCAUCAACCGUGUGCCUAGCAUGCGCAUUCUCGUGAACUUGCUCUUGGACACACUGCCCAUGCUGGGGAAUGUUCUGCUUCUCUGCUUCUUUGUCUUCUUCAUCUUUGGCAUCAUUGGAGUACAACUAUGGGCUGGUCUACUGAGAAACCGCUGCUUUAUGGACGAGAACUUGACCAUACAAGGUAACAUCACUCUUCCUCCCUAUUACCAACCUGAGGAGGACGACGAAAUGCCUUUCAUCUGUUCGCUGUCAGGAGAUAAUGGCAUCAUGGGCUGUCACGAGAUCCCCCCACUGAAAGAGCGGGGUCAUGAAUGCUGUUUGGACAAGGAUGACUAUUACUACUACACCUCAGUCAGGCAGGAGUUCAACGUCAGUGGCAUGUGUGUCAACUGGAACCAGUAUUACAAUGAAUGCCGCACAGGCAACGCCAAUCCACACAAAGGGGCUAUCAACUUCGACAAUAUUGGCUAUGCAUGGAUUGUUAUAUUCCAGGUGAUCACUCUGGAAGGGUGGGUGGAGAUUAUGUACUAUGUGAUGGAUGCUCAUUCAUUCUACAACUUCAUCUACUUCAUUUUGCUGAUCAUUGUGGGCUCAUUUUUCAUGAUCAACCUGUGCCUAGUGGUGAUUGCUACACAGUUUUCAGAGACCAAGCAGCGAGAGCACCAACUGAUGCAAGAGCAGCGAGCCCGAUACCUCUCCUCCAGUACAGUGGCCAGCUACAUGGAGCCCGGAGACUGCUAUGAAGAGAUAUUCCAAUAUGUCUGCCACAUUGUUCGCAAAGCCAAGCGACGCACCCUUGGCUUCUACAAUAGUCUACAGGAUCGACGCCUGGGCCGAACAGAGACAAGCGCUGCUGAGCGGAGCGCAAAUAGGAAAGUUCAAAGGCAAUACAGGCGUUGCCGGAAACACAACUCCAUGGAUCACAUGCCACAAGGUCUUGGCCAGCCUAUUGCUGUGACAUUGACCUCUGACCCCAGCAACUGUCCAAGGUGUCACAAGGCCCAGCAGGAAGCAGCCCGGAGACUUUCUGUGCUUGAGAGUGCAGACUCGGAUCAAGAAGAAGGAGGAGGUGCCAACGAAGAAGAAGGAGGUAGCAGGAAAGGAAGCGUGGAAGCUGCAGACCUGGAAAAAGAGGAAGAAGAUGGUGAAAAAGGCAGACAGCCGACACUCUGCAGUGACAUGUGGCAAGAAGUGAGAGUCAAACUAAGGGGAAUUGUGGAGAGCAAAUAUUUCAACCGUGGGAUCAUGAUUGCCAUUCUUGUGAACACUAUCAGCAUGGGCAUCGAACACCACGAACAGCCAGAGGAGCUGACCAAUAUUUUAGAGAUCUGCAAUGUUGUCUUUACCAGCAUGUUCGCCUUGGAGAUGAUCUUGAAACUUGCUGCCUUUGGCCUCUUCGAUUAUCUUCGUAACCCCUACAAUAUUUUUGACAGCAUUAUCGUCAUCAUCAGCAUCUGGGAGAUUGUAGGCCAAGCUGAUGGGGGCCUAUCAGUCCUGAGGACAUUUCGUCUACUGAGGGUGCUGAAGCUGGUGAGGUUCAUGCCUGCUUUGCGGCGUCAAUUGGUGGUGCUAAUGAAGACCAUGGACAACGUGGCUACCUUCUGCAUGCUUCUCAUGCUCUUUAUAUUUAUCUUCAGCAUACUGGGAAUGCACAUUUUCGGCUGUAAAUUUAGCCUCAGGACCGACACAGGCGAUACGGUCCCUGACCGGAAGAAUUUUGACUCCCUUUUGUGGGCCAUUGUUACUGUAUUCCAGAUCUUGACUCAGGAGGACUGGAACGUUGUGCUGUAUAAUGGCAUGGCCUCAACCUCACCGUGGGCAUCCCUUUACUUUGUGGCUCUCAUGACCUUUGGCAACUACGUUCUCUUCAAUCUGCUGGUGGCCAUCCUAGUGGAGGGAUUCCAGGCCGAGGGUGAUGCUAACCGGUCAUAUUCCGAUGAUGAUCAGAGUUCAUCAAAUACUGAAGACUUUGACAAGUUCCAGGACAGCUCAGAUCCAAAGCUUUGUGCAAUUCCCAUGACCCCAAAUGGACAUCUCGACCCCAGCUUGCCUUGUCUCAACCAGCCUGGGGCAGCUGCUGGAAUUGCUAAUCCUUCCUGCAACACUUUACAGCCCGACAAGGUCCUUGUAGCCCUUGAAUCACGGAAAAGCAGUGUGAUGUCUUUGUCCAGCUCCCGUAGCUCUUAUUACGGUGCCUGGGGCCGGAGUGGGGGUUGGGGAAGCCGUCGCUCCAGCUGGAACAGCCUUGCACGAGGACACAGUCUCAAGCAUAAGCCUCCUUCAGCUGAGCACGAGUCACUCUUAUCUGGUGAAAGGCACAGGAUUUUGGAGGGAGAACGAGAAGGGCCAGUGAGAGUUCACCACCAUCGACGGACGCUCUCCUUAGACAUCAAAGGCUCUUCUGAACUGGUGGAGCUGGCCCCAUCCAUCCCACCAGGUCACAGGCCAGCACGAAAAGCAGGCGUGACAACAGGGCCUAACGAGCACCAGGACUGCAAUGGGAAAAUGCCCAACCUCGCUAAAGACAUCUUCCCAGAAAUGAACAAUCGCAAGGACCAUGGAGAAGAUGAGGAGGAGAUAGACUAUAGCUUAUGUUUCCGUAUCAGAAAGAUGAUAGAGGCCUACAAGCCAGACUGGUGUGAAUUGAGGGAGGACUGGUCCAUCUAUCUCUUCUCACCGCAAAACAGGUUUCGCAUCCUCUGCCAAACUAUCAUUGCUCAUAAACUAUUUGAUUACGUUGUCCUGGCCUUCAUUUUCCUAAACUGCAUCACUAUUGCCCUGGAGAGACCUCAGAUUGAACAGGGAAGCACAGAGAGAAUCUUCCUCACGGUAUCCAAUUACAUCUUCACAGCAAUCUUUGUUGCUGAGAUGACACUGAAGGUAGUCUCUCUUGGCUUAUAUUUUGGGGAGCAAGCCUAUCUCCGUAGCAGCUGGAAUAUCCUGGAUGGCUUCUUGGUGUUUGUCUCCAUCAUUGACAUUGUGGUUUCAGUAGCUUCUGCUGGUGGAGCCAAGAUUCUGGGGGUGCUCCGGGUCCUCAGACUGCUACGUACUUUACGCCCCCUCAGGGUCAUUAGCCGUGCCCCAGGCCUGAAGCUGGUAGUUGAGACUCUAAUUUCAUCACUCAAGCCCAUUGGAAAUAUUGUCCUUAUCUGCUGUGCUUUCUUCAUCAUCUUUGGCAUUCUUGGGGUGCAGUUAUUCAAGGGGAAGUUCUAUCAUUGCUUAGGAGUGGACAUUCGAAACAUCACCAACAGGUCUGACUGCAUGGCUGCCAAUUACAAGUGGGUGCAUCACAAGUACAACUUUGAUAACCUGGGCCAGGCUUUGAUGUCGCUCUUCGUACUGGCUUCCAAAGAUGGCUGGGUCAAUAUUAUGUACAAUGGACUGGAUGCAGUGGCUGUUGACCAGCAGCCAGUGACCAACAACAACCCUUGGAUGCUCCUUUACUUCAUUUCUUUCUUGCUCAUCGUCAGCUUCUUCGUGCUCAAUAUGUUUGUGGGGGUGGUGGUGGAGAACUUCCACAAAUGUCGGCAACAUCAAGAGGCAGAGGAGGCCAGGCGGCGGGAAGAGAAACGCCUGAGGCGCCUAGAGAAGAAGCGUAGGAAAGCGCAGCGCUUGCCGUAUUAUGCCACCUAUUGCUCUGUCCGCCUCCUCAUCCAUUCGGUCUGCACCAGCCACUACCUGGACAUCUUCAUCACCUUCAUCAUUUGCCUCAACGUCGUCACCAUGUCCCUGGAGCACUACAACCAGCCAAUGUCUCUGGAGACCGCUCUCAAGUACUGCAACUACAUGUUCACUACAGUUUUUGUGCUGGAGGCAGUUCUUAAGCUUGUGGCUUUUGGGCUGAGGCGCUUCUUCAAAGACAGGUGGAACCAACUGGACCUGGCCAUUGUCCUGCUUUCGGUCAUGGGCAUCACUCUUGAGGAGAUUGAAAUCAAUGCUGCCCUUCCUAUCAACCCCACCAUCAUCCGCAUUAUGAGAGUGCUGCGCAUUGCCCGAGUUUUGAAGCUCCUGAAGAUGGCAACUGGAAUGCGAGCUUUACUAGACACAGUCGUGCAAGCACUGCCACAGGUUGGGAAUCUUGGUCUACUCUUCAUGCUGCUUUUUUUCAUCUAUGCUGCUCUAGGAGUGGAGCUCUUUGGAAAACUUGUAUGCAACGAUGAGAACCCUUGUGAGGGUAUGAGCCGUCAUGCCACCUUUGAGAACUUCGGGAUGGCUUUCCUAACACUUUUCCAGGUCUCAACUGGUGAUAACUGGAAUGGAAUCAUGAAGGACACACUACGUGACUGCACCCACGAUGACCGGAGCUGCCUCAGCAACCUGCAGUUCAUCUCCCCACUCUACUUUGUCAGCUUUGUGCUCACAGCCCAGUUUGUCCUCAUCAAUGUAGUGGUAGCUGUCCUUAUGAAACAUCUAGAUGACAGCAACAAAGAGGCCCAAGAGGAUGCAGAAAUGGAUGCUGAGAUCGAGCUUGAGAUGGCACAUGGGUUGUAUCCUCACAGCGCACUGAAUCCUGGACAAGAUGGAGGAGGUGGGAGAAUGGACCCGGAAGGACGUCUAUGCAUGGCAUGCUUCUCUCCUGCUCAGGAGAACUUAUGGCUGGACAGUGUCUCUUUAAUUAUUAAGGACUCCUUCGACGGGGAGUUAAUGAUCAUCGAUAACCUAUCGGGCUCCGUCUUCCAUCAUUACUCCUCGCCGGCCAUGUGCGAGAAGUGUAACCAUGACAAGCAAGAGGUCCAGCUGGCUGAAAUGGAAGGCUUAUCACUCAACUCUGAUAAAUCUUCUAUCCUGCUAGGGGAUGAUGGGGACAGCCACAGUGUGGAUCAGCCAAGCCCUAAGGAAACUAAGGAUGAUGAGGAUCCCCCCUUGAUGGGGACAGAAGGUCUGGAAGAAUGUCACUUUGCUUUAACAAAUACAGAAGCUCCACCAGCUCCAGAAAGCUGUCUGUGUGAAAUGGAGAACACCCCUUUCAGUCCACUCCAGUCUUGGCUAUCAAAUGAGAACAACCAAGGUACUCCAACUGUCUUGUCUCCAGAUGCAUCUAAUCCUCUGUUGCCAGCACAAGCAGAGUUUUUCCUUCCAUCUGCUUCCGCCAACCAGCCAAGUCAAGAGAAAUCUUCUGGCCCAGAGAGUCUUCCUAAAAUUUCUUUGCAGGCUUCCUGGGCAUCACUGCAAUCUUCAAAAGUAAACUGUUCACUGAUCCACCAGACCACAGAGAGUGACACCUCCCUAGAUGACAGCAGGAGCAAUAUCUCAGAAGGAAGUCUGCAGACCACACUAGAGGACAGCUUGAACCUCAGUGACUCACCACAGUGUGUGCUGGACUUACCGGCGGCAUUAUGCCCAGUGCCACCAACAGCCACCCAAAAAGCCUUGGUGGUUCCACUUUCCCCUGCCUCGCGGAGGCAGAGCUUGAGGGGUCGGGGGAUCUUCACUCUUCGGAACAUCAGGCGGCACCAGCGGAGCCACAGCAGUGGAGGGAGCACGAGCCCCGGCUGCCCUUACCAUGACUCCAUGGACCCUUCCGAUGAGGAGGGUGCAGGAAGCAGCCUCAGGGGUGGAGGCAACAACAGUGAGCAUUCGGAGACCCUGAGCAGCCUCUCUCUAACUUCUCUUUUCUCACCGCCCCCUCCACCCCAAGGUCUAGCACUGAUGAAGAAGUGCAACAGCACCAGCAGUCUCCAUGCCAGUGCUUCUGUGCGGAGUUCUGCAGCAACAGAAGCCAAGCCGUUCUACUCAGUUGACCCAAGGGGUUUUUUAUCUAUGCCUUCUUGGGUGACAGACUUCUGCAAGAACAGUCCUUCUCCCAGGGAGGGCUGUGUACCAGAGGGCUCGAACAGAACUGGGACUCCAGACCACAGCUCCCCAGUUCCUUCUGAGUUGCAACUGGAGAGUGGAGUCAGCAAGAGGAACAGAUGAGUCACCUUAAGGCCAAAAAGGAAGAAUGAAAUGUGAACCAGGAGCGUGUCUUGGCUAGCAAUUCCUAAAAAGCAGUUCCAAACAGGAGGACUGUACAAAAGGAAACAAGCAACCACGCAGAAUAUAAAUAUGUACGUCCGUGUGUGCGUGUACAUGUGUGCGUAUGUAUGUGUGGAAAACAGACCUUUUUUUGUACCAUACCUCAGAGACACAUGAGAGCAAAAGCAAUAUGCGAACACCCUACCCACGUAUGGGACCAUCGCUUCUGCAAAGACAGCAGUGGGACAAAAGGAAUCAAAAGAUGGCAAUGCUGGGUGAAGAGGGUGAAGAACCUCCAGCCAAAUUCUUGGCCGAGGGCAGACGUUUACUCCUCUGUGUAUACAAAUAUAUAUGUACAGACAUAUAGAAUGAUUUAUUUAUUUUUAUUACAGAGAGCUUAGGACUUCCAGAAAGUGCUAAGUGUGGAAAGGGCAGGGCAAGGGAAAAUUAAUUUCAAGGUUAAAUGAGGAACCAAGAUGGGUUUUAGGGCCUGGGGAAAAGUAUAUUGUUUGUGCUUCUGUUCUGGGUGGGAGAAAUAUCUGCUGCUAAGAUCAAGGAGUGUCAUGAUGAGCUAAGAUAUGGGAAGUAUUCUGAUGUGUGCGUGCAGCUAAGGGUGGUUGUCUCAGUGUUGCUGAGGUAGUGGCAGUGAGGUGCCAUUUAUUAAAUGUUAACUCUGAGGAUCUUGCUCAUCCCACUGAAAAUUCUAGGCGGGAGCAUUACAAGCACAGAAGUGGCGGUGUGACAAGAAGAUAAUGAAAAAAAUGAAGUUGAAGAUCGAGCCAUCAACAAAGAAAAAAUGUAGUGGUGGUAAUUGCUGAGUGUUCUGUUUCUCAUUUUGCAAAAAAUAUAUAUAUAUGCUGCUGGGAAAGAACUGCUCUGUUGUUAAGGAUUUAGAGUUCAGAGUUUAUUUUCCUUACUGUUUGGAACUUGUGAAGAAUCUAUUUUAGAAGCCCAGAGGUGCAAAAACCAUCUAUAAAGAAAGGUAUGCUAUUUUUACAAAUAUUUUGAAAGAAAAAAGUGAGAGAGAAUGAGCAAUUAAAAUAUGGUUAACUUCUCUGUGUCUAAAGUGGGACUCGUACUUUGACCCACCAAAGUGUAUUCAUGAGUAAUCUUUAAAGUGAGAGCCUUUUCUCACCCAAUGCUUUUCUUAUUUCUUUGUAAUCCAAUCAGUGUGGGUGUCUGUCGGAUUGCAUCUGAUGGGGUUCCUCCAUUCAUUCUUAGAAUUCAAAGCAAUUGGCCCUGUUUUGGCCCUGACAUCAGAAAGUGCUAGUGAGGUCUAAAGUACACAACAAGGCAUAGCAUUACUCAUAUCUUUUUUUAAAAAAUGAUCAAUAACUGUUGUCAAGAGAUCAGGAUUGAGAAUAAAGGUGCAAGGAGAAAACCUCUUCCUUUACAACAGUUUUAGCUAAACCCUAUGUGACCUCCCAGAAGCUGCUGUUUGGCACAGGACAGAGAUGUCUAUGGAUGUCAAUUGUAGCUUCCUUUCCAUGUCAGAUAUGAAUUUGGAGGGUGGUUUUAUUCAGGACUUUACCACAAAAGGAAAGGAUUAAACUGCCUUCCAGUUAGUACACGAUCAUGACUGGGCCUUGGAGAAGCUGCUGUUUACCGUUUUGAAAAGAAACACGCAAUGACACCCAACUGCAUAUUUAAAGUUACAUGUAGUUUGGUCUUUAGAGAGCAAGAAAAAGUGUGUGUGUGUGUGUGUGUUCAGGUAUGUGUAUAUGCAAUAUGGUGGGUUAUUUGUUUACUAGUGAAUGUUGGAAAGAGUUGCUGCUCACCUUUUCAGUGCUUUACAGAUGGAAGGUAGACUGAUCAGCAGUAAGAUUGCUGGCACUGAGAGAUUGCUUAGAUGGGUUGGAAUUAUUAGCAAAAUCAGAAAAGUCAGCUUUUCUCUCCCUAUUGUAGAACACAUUCCUAGUGACUCAGUCCCCAUUUCAGGGUGCCUUUUAAAAAUCAAUUUGUACUUUUCCACUACUAGCCAAUUCCUCUUUCAGAAAGACUGGUUUCUGGAAGGUGUAUGUUACUGUUUUCAGAUUAAAGACAGGAGCAGGAUAUGCAGAGAUACUAUUUUUAAUACAGGAUUGCCAAAAAGAAGUGGAGGGAGCAGCAUGGCAGGCUUCAGCCAGAAGCUCAGUCCACAAAAAACAGCAAGUGAAGCUCUCCACCGCAUGGAGAUGAACUUUUUUCACCCGUUUAUUGCUUCAGAUCAAAGCCUAGUUCAAAGCACAUCUACAGGGUUACUUGCAAAGUUCUGUCCUGGUUUGGGGCAACUGACUUGAAGGGCUUUGGAAGAGAAACAGACAGUAGGAUCUGAACCCUGUUUCCUUCCAACAUGCUUUUCUCUAUUGCGAUGUGCAUACCCAGGAUGGAGGCUUGCUUACUUUCAUAAUGAAACAAUUCUUCCCCCUGUUAGAUGGAGUUGGCCAUAUCUGCCUCUGUGGGCCCCCUUCAAAUACUCGGGACCCAGGUUAAGGCCCUUUUAACAGCCAUGACUGCAGCCUAGAGAGUGUAAGAAGACAAAGCAUUGCUGAUUCAGAUAUCAAAAUAGCUGCUCAGUUCUAUAUGUAAUGAGGCAGUAAAUACCAAAUGUGUCACAAUGAACAGGAGGUGGAAUUAUGAUAGAGAAUUGAUCUCUUAGAAAAUAAUAUAUCUUUUUUAGAGAGUGCAAAAGCUGAAUUGAGCAGUGUCUAACAGUCUGGUGGACAAGACAACAAGAGCACCCACUGCUUUAAAGAAGUCACUGGUCUGCAUUAAUAAAGCAAUAAGAGUGGUCUUAAUUUUCAUUGUUUGUUUUUUGUCCUGGUUCGUGGCCUGCCUCCUGCCUAUUCUUUCUGGAGCAGGAGAGCUAAGUGAGCAGAGAUAAAGGCAGCUCUCCCUCUCAAAGUAUACCAUCUUUGCAGAAAUGAGGAAGGAAAAAGUCUUUAGUUACAGAUUUAAACUGAUCAAAUCAUGUUCAUUGCCACCAUUUUUGGUUGAGACUAGACCCAGCCCAAUUUAUUCUGUUAAUCAUGAAUUCUCUGACCAUGUGUCUUUAUGGAUAAGUAAUCAUAUAACAGAUCUGGCUCCCAUGCAGAAAUCAACACAGGCACCAUAACUUACACUGUUCACAAAAAGAAUGGUAUCAAAAUAUAUUCUAGGUAGAUCCCAUUGACAAUAUGAUCUGCUAUUGUACCACAUAUGCUUUUUAAAAAAUGUUUUAAAAUAAGGUGUCUCCGUGAUGUAAAUGGAAGCACAGAUUAUUUUAUCAGGGAAGUGUGCUUUCUGAUUGGAAAGUGAC